Guillardia theta CCMP2712 is the source of this 510-nucleotide messenger RNA. RefSeq lists its product as hypothetical. The coding region runs from base 1 to 510 and encodes 169 amino acids. The record is from RefSeq and is a predicted model, not a curated record. Lineage: Eukaryota; Cryptophyceae; Pyrenomonadales; Geminigeraceae. The transcript is spliced from 6 exons.
AUGGAGGCGCCCCAAGCGAACGCUGUAGAGACGGAAAACUCUCAGUCGGAAAUGCUGGCGACUGAAGAUGAUCAGCUAUCGGAGCGAGUCUCAGAGAAAGACACCAAUGCUGGAAAGCAGGAAAUGCAAAAGGAAAGUCUGAACGACGAAGGCAGCACGGCAUCUGGCUGGGAGGAGGCUGUCAAGGAAAGCAAAGUCGAAUCUGGGCAGGAGGUGAAGGCACAGGAUGAAUUGAAAAUCAACGUCCAGGACCACAAGGAUCCCAAGGACGACAAGCAGCCAUCGAAGAGCAGAUGGUCGGGGAAGGACCGUUGGCAGAUCCAUGACUCCCUCUUGAUACACAAGAACUCACUUCCCUUCCGGGUUGCCGUGGGGGUCACGGUAGUGGCGACCAUCCUGAUCAUCGCAGGUGGCGGCGCUCUUUCCACUAGGCCCUGGCUUGCCAAGUCCGGGUCGGCAUCCUCCGCCUACUUUUCAACGGGCUCGGUGUCUGCUGGAGUGAUCAGGUGA